AUGUCUUGCCUCAGCUUCCCUGUGGAAGAGCUUAGCCGCCUGCGCGUGUGCGUCCGGGUGCUCGCCUCUGGGGCGUUUUCCUUCAGCGUUCAACCAUCGUUCGACAUCGCCAAUGGCUCACAGAAUAUGGGUGAUCCCAAUGCCUCUUGCUCCGUCGUCUUCGAGACGUCAUCGGAUGGGGAGGGACACACUUUGCAGGUCUACACGAAGAGCAACCAUCCCCCUCCGAUCGUACCACAUCAAGAGCCUGCCAGCACGUCCUUCGCCCCCUAUCCUGGAGGGAGCGUGACCGAUCAUAGUUCCAAUGUUGCUCAAGAAUUCGAGUUCAACAAUUUUGACAUGGCGCUGUCAGACUUCGACUUCAGCAGCUUGGCACAAAGUAGUAUUCCCUAUGAUUCUGCCGCCUUCGCGACCUCUUCACAUUGUGAAUGGCCCUCCUAUGACCAAUUGACGGGUGAAAGACACCUUAAUGAUCAUCCAAACUCAUCGUCCACCAACAUUCAGUUUGCGCCCAGCGAUGCUCCCGCCAUUGAUCCUGACGCACCCGUUGCUUCCGGUUCUGGAUCGCCACCAGAGGCGACUCAAACCCAGGGCGGCAUCUUUUCAGACUCGUCAGACACAGCCAGUCCCGAAUCAUCCUCGCCGGAGACACCCGCAGACAGUCCCGAACCACCCCUUUCAUCUGGACGGCGGAAGCGCACGCUCGCAUGUCCGAAGUGCCCGCGCCACUUCUCGAAUGAGUACACGCUUAAAGUGCACUCCCGCACCCACAAACCGAAGACGCCGAAGGCGCUGCCGUGUACGAUGGGAUGCAAUGAACACUUCUCGCGCCAGCACGACCGACUCCGGCACGAGGUCGUGAAGCACAACAGGGUCUGUGAAUGGGUGUGCACACAUUGCAAGAAGUUCUUCUCGUCGGAGCGGACACUCUCCAACCACCUAUGUCAGGCGCCGGGCGCACCGACACGUUGGGAGAUCAACUAG
Postia placenta MAD-698-R-SB12 is the source of this 984-nucleotide messenger RNA. RefSeq lists its product as hypothetical. The record is from RefSeq and is a predicted model, not a curated record. Gene Ontology annotation, biological process: regulation of transcription by RNA polymerase II. The coding region runs from base 1 to 984 and encodes 327 amino acids. Gene Ontology annotation, cellular component: nucleus. The transcript is spliced from 5 exons. NCBI's taxonomy places the organism in Eukaryota, Fungi, Basidiomycota, Agaricomycetes, Polyporales, Adustoporiaceae. Gene Ontology annotation, molecular function: DNA-binding transcription factor activity, RNA polymerase II-specific; RNA polymerase II transcription regulatory region sequence-specific DNA binding.